Messenger RNA from Alnus glutinosa, 917 nucleotides. RefSeq lists its product as uncharacterized. The transcript is spliced from 3 exons. Lineage: Eukaryota; Viridiplantae; Streptophyta; Magnoliopsida; Fagales; Betulaceae. Bases 116 to 628 code for a protein of 170 amino acids. The record is from RefSeq and is a predicted model, not a curated record.
UGCUGCUGUGAAUGCUGCUCUAUCUGCAACGUUUCGGUUUCCCACAAAACAGUCUUUUGUGCACUUAAAUUGAUAUUUAGCCGUCUCUUUGAGCUUUUCCCUGUAUUUCAAAACAAUGCGCCGAGAAGAAAAACGACGUAGGUUCAAUGAAGCCGUCGUCGACAUGCUCUUUCCCCAACCACCGCCUCCUCCACAAGUACUUGGGGAAGAGGAGGAGGAGGAGGAGGAAAACGAACCGGUGAACAUAUUACGGGAAGACUUCGAUACGAAUCUUAUUCCAGACGAUUUGGAAGAGAGUGGUUGCUCUGCCUGCGAUGAUACAGAUGGUGAAUCCGGGCCUCGGAGGAAGCUGACGAGGGCUCAGAGGAAGAGGCUUCGCAAGAAGAAGCUCAAGGAGGACGCAUCCCGCCGCGGGAAUAUUGUUGGGCCGUUGUUACGGCCUUCAACAAGUGAGAGCGAAGGUGGUGAUGUUGAGACGGAACCUCCAGAUGUUCGACGUAAUGUCGCUGAGAAGAAAGUUGAUGCUACAGCUGCCAACUCAGCGGGCCCUUUGUGUUAUGUAUUUUUGUUCAGGAGAGGAGGCUGCUUGUGCCAACCAAAAAAAACUGAAGCACAGAAGGAUGGCUAAAAGGCUGGCAAAGGACAGAUUGAAGCCAUCUAAUCUGGAGAAUUGCAGUCAAAAUGAUCAGCCUCUUGCUGAUCAGAACGUGGGUUCCACGUGAAAUCGUGACGCCCGGUACAUUCUCCUGUCUUUCCAUUUUAAAAAUUAACAAUUAUUGAUUCACGGCUCUUACAAAUCCAAUAGAUAAUUUUUAAAAUGGGAGGAUGAGAGAAUGAUGGUAUAGAUAUAUUGAUUAUAUAUUGAUUAUUGAGUUAUUUGAAUUAAUUGAAUAUGAAAAGCAGUUGAAUUGUUGAAA